UGUAUCAAAGUAUGCUUUAAAAUGUAAACUGUGGGCGCAUUUUCCUUGCAUUGUCCAGAAGGAACUUUCUCCUGCCUGAGCCUGGAUUAAUCAUGAGAGAGCUGGUCAACAUUCCACUGGUACAUAUCCUUACUUUGGUUGCCUUCAGCGGGACUGAGAAACUUCCAAAAGCUCCUGUCAUCACUACUCCUCUAGAAACAGUGGAUGCCUUAGUUGAAGAAGUGGCUACGUUCAUGUGUGCAGUGGAAUCCUAUCCCCAGCCUGAAAUUUCCUGGACCAGAAAUAAAAUUCUCAUUAAGCUCUUUGAUACCCGGUACAGCAUUCGAGAGAACGGACAGCUCCUCACCAUCCUGAGUGUGGAAGACAGUGACGAUGGCAUCUACUGCUGCACCGCCAACAACGGCGUGGGGGGCGCCGCCGAGAGCUGUGGGGCUCUGCAAGUGAAGAUGAAGCCGAAAAUAACUCGUCCUCCCAUAAACGUAAAAAUAAUAGAAGGAUUAAAGGCAGUUCUCCCGUGUACUACAAUGGGCAAUCCUAAACCAUCAGUGUCGUGGAUUAAGGGGGACAGUGCUCUCAGGGAAAAUUCCCGCAUCGCAGUUCUUGAAUCUGGGAGUUUAAGGAUUCAUAAUGUGCAAAAGGAAGAUGCAGGACAUUAUCGAUGUGUGGCAAAAAACAGCCUCGGGACGGCAUAUUCCAAAUUGGUGAAGCUGGAAGUUGAGGAAGAAAGUGAACCUGAACAAGAUACUAAAGUUUUUGCCAGAAUCCUGAGGGCUCCUGAAUCCCACAAUGUCACAUUUGGCUCCUUUGUGACCCUGCGCUGUACAGCAACAGGCAUCCCUGUGCCCACCAUCAGCUGGAUUGAAAACGGAAAUGCUGUUUCUUCUGGGUCCAUUCAAGAAAGUGUGAAAGAUCGAGUGAUUGACUCAAGACUGCAGCUGUUCAUUACUAAGCCAGGACUCUUCACAUGCAUAGCUACUAAUAAGCAUGGAGAGAAAUUCAGCACCGCAAAGGCUGCAGCCACCAUCAGCAUAGCAGAAUGGAGUAAGCUACAGAAAGACAACAAAGGCUACUGCGCCCAGUACAGAGGGGAGGUAUGUAAUGCUGUCCUGGCCAAAGACGCUCUUGUUUUCUUCAACAACUCCUACGCAGACCCUGAGGAGGCCCAAGAACUGCUGGUUCACACCGCCUGGAAUGAACUGAAGGCAGUGAGCCCAUUUUGCCGGCCGGCUGCUGAGGCUUUGCUGUGUAAUCACAUCUUCCAAGGCUGCAACCCUGGGGUAGUGCCCACGCCUACACCUAUUUGCAGAGAGUACUGCUUGGCAGUAAAGGAGCUUUUCUGUGCAAAAGAAUGGCUGGCAAUGGAAGAAAAGACUCACAGAGGACUCUACCGAUCUGGGAUGCACCUGCUCUCCGUGCCAGAAUGCAACAAGCUCCCCAGCAUGCACUGGGACCCCACAGCCUGCACCAGACUGCCAUAUUUAGAUUAUAAAAAAGAAAACUUAACAACAUUCCCACCCAUGACGUCCUCAAAGCCGAGUGUGGACAUUCCAGACUUGCCUUCCUCUUCUUCCUCCUCCUUCUCUGUCUCGCCUACGUACUCCAUGACUGUAAUAAUCUCCAUCAUGUCCAGCUCUGCUAUAUUUGUGCUUCUUACUGUAACUACUUUUUAUUGCUGCCGAAGACGAAAACAAUGGAAAAAUAAGAAAAGAGAAUCGGCAGCAGUAACCCUCACUACUCUUCCUUCUGAGCUCUUGCUAGACAGACUUCAUCCCAACCCCAUGUACCAGAGGAUGCCACUCCUUCUGAAUCCCAAAUUGCUCAGCCUGGAGUACCCGAGGAAUAACAUCGAAUACGUGAGAGAUAUUGGAGAGGGAGCAUUUGGAAGGGUCUUUCAAGCAAGGGCUCCGGGCUUACUUCCCUAUGAACCUUUCACCAUGGUGGCAGUGAAGAUGCUCAAAGAAGAAGCCUCAGCAGACAUGCAAGCUGACUUCCAAAGGGAGGCAGCCCUCAUGGCAGAAUUUGAUAACCCCAACAUUGUGAAACUCUUAGGCGUGUGCGCCGUCGGGAAGCCCAUGUGCCUGCUCUUCGAGUACAUGGCCUACGGCGACCUCAACGAGUUCCUCCGCAGCCGGUCCCCGCACGCGGCGCCGCGCAGCCCCGGGCCCCCGCCCGCCCCGGGCCGCCCCCCGCCGCCGCCGCCGCCGCCGCCGCUGUCGUGCGCGCAGCAGCUGGGCAUCGCGCGGCAGGUGGCGGCCGGCAUGGCCUACCUGGCCGAGCGCAAGUUCGUGCACCGCGACCUGGCCACGCGCAACUGCCUGGUGGGCGACGGCAUGGUGGUCAAGAUCGCCGACUUCGGCCUGUCCAGGAACAUCUACUCGGCCGACUACUACAAGGCCAACGAGAACGACGCCAUCCCCAUCCGCUGGAUGCCCCCCGAGUCCAUCUUCUACAACCGCUACACCACCGAGUCGGACGUGUGGGCCUACGGCGUGGUGCUCUGGGAGAUCUUCUCCUACGGCCUGCAGCCCUACUACGGCCUGGCGCACGAGGAGGUCAUCCGCUACGUGCGCGCCGGCCGCACCCUGGCCCGGCCCGCCCGCUGCCCGCUCGAGCUCUACAACCUCAUGCGCCUGUGCUGGAGCCCGCUGCCCGCCGACAGGCCCGGCUUCCCCGGCAUCCACCGCAUCCUGCAGCGCAUGUGCGACGGGGCCGACGCCGCGGACCGGGCCCGGGGGGCCGAGGCCGGGGCCGAGGGGGGCGCGGGGGCCGGGGGCGCCGAGGACGCCGAGGGGAGCGCCUGA
Molecule: messenger RNA, 2801 nt
Organism: Nyctereutes procyonoides (raccoon dog)
Lineage: Eukaryota; Metazoa; Chordata; Mammalia; Carnivora; Canidae
Gene: MUSK
Product: muscle associated receptor tyrosine kinase
Exons: 16
Coding region: 93-2801 (902 amino acids)
Biological process (GO): protein phosphorylation; cell surface receptor protein tyrosine kinase signaling pathway; positive regulation of kinase activity
Cellular component (GO): signaling receptor complex
Molecular function (GO): ATP binding; transmembrane receptor protein tyrosine kinase activity; protein binding
Source: RefSeq, a predicted model, not a curated record